Daphnia magna is the source of this 1103-nucleotide messenger RNA. RefSeq names its product splicing factor 3B subunit 4 (gene Spx). Gene Ontology annotation, cellular component: U12-type spliceosomal complex; nucleolus. The transcript is spliced from 4 exons. The coding region runs from base 126 to 1025 and encodes 299 amino acids. Gene Ontology annotation, biological process: positive regulation of mRNA splicing, via spliceosome. Lineage: Eukaryota; Metazoa; Arthropoda; Branchiopoda; Diplostraca; Daphniidae. Gene Ontology annotation, molecular function: RNA binding. The record is from RefSeq and is a predicted model, not a curated record.
CCACGGCAUACCGUUCCAAAUUCCACGAAUACGAAAUACCCGGUUACAGCGUAGAAUCGUAGAUAUCUACGAGAACAAGAAGUCGUGAAAUUGAAUGCUCCAGAAAGAGGAACAUUUUUAACGCUAUGGCAGCAGGACCUGUUUCUGAAAGAAACCAAGAUGCUACCAUUUAUGUGGGUGGGUUAGAUGAAAAGGUUACUGAGCCGUUACUUUGGGAGCUGUUCGUUCAAGGUGGUCCGGUUGUAAAUGUUCAUAUGCCUAAAGACCGCAUUACAUUGCUACAUCAGGGAUACGGAUUCAUUGAAUUUCUUAGCGAAGAUGACGCUGACUAUGCAUGCAAAAUUAUGAACAUGAUAAAGUUGUAUGGCAAGCCUAUACGGGUAAACAAAGCAUCAGCUCACCAGAAAAAUCUAGAUGUUGGAGCAAACAUAUUCAUUGGAAAUCUAGACCCUGAAGUUGAUGAAAAACUUUUGUAUGACACCUUUUCAGCAUUUGGUGUCAUCCUCCAAACCCCAAAGAUCAUGCGUGAUCCCACUACUGGGAAUUCAAAGGGCUUUGCCUUCAUCAACUUUGCUAGUUUUGAUGCAUCUGAUGCAGCCAUCGAAGCCAUGAAUGGGCAGUAUUUGUGCAAUAGACCUAUUACGAUAUCAUAUGCCUUUAAAAAAGAUUCCAAAGGUGAGCGCCAUGGAUCUGCUGCAGAAAGACUAUUAGCUGCACAGAAUCCUCUAGCUCAAACAGAUCGUCCACAUCAACUGUUUGCUGAUGCUCCUCCAAUGCCUCCUCAAAUGACUACCAUGGGUCUCGCCUCUGGGAUGCCCCCACCGCCGCCACCUCCAUUGCAGGGACUUUCCAUGGCUAUGCCACCCCCCCCUCCACCACCACCUUCUUGGGCACCUCCACCACCGCCUCCUCCGUCUUCGGCUUUUGUUCCUCUUCCACCUCCAAUCCCACCGCCUCCGUCGUGGGCGCCUCCACCGCCACCACCAUCUACUGGAUUUGUGCCAAUGCCACCACCUCCAGCUUAACGCUAUUAACUCAUGUAUUGUUUGUGUACCGCCAAAUGGCGUAACGCUGUAAUAAAAUAAUACACCUUAUCUUUUCGA